Molecule: messenger RNA, 1546 nt
Organism: Archocentrus centrarchus (flier cichlid)
Lineage: Eukaryota; Metazoa; Chordata; Actinopteri; Cichliformes; Cichlidae
Product: neuronal acetylcholine receptor subunit beta-2-like
Exons: 6
Coding region: 1-1509 (502 amino acids)
Biological process (GO): monoatomic ion transmembrane transport
Cellular component (GO): postsynaptic membrane
Molecular function (GO): transmembrane signaling receptor activity; acetylcholine-gated monoatomic cation-selective channel activity
Source: RefSeq, a predicted model, not a curated record
AUGGCAGCUCCGGUGAAAGCAACCCUGGCUCUCUUGGUUCUCACCGUGGCAACUGUCCUGUGUGCGGAGGUGGAGGAACGUUUGGUGAAUCACCUGUUGUCACCGGAGCGCUACAACAAACUCAUUAGGCCAGCUGUCAACACCAGCCAGCAGGUCACCAUUUACAUCCAGGUGUCUCUAGCCCAGCUGAUCAAUGUGAAUGAGAGGGAGCAGAUCAUGACCACCAACUGUUGGCUCACUCAGGGCUGGAAUGACUACAGAUUAAUGUGGGAUCCUGAAGAGUACGAGGGAAUCAAGAAAAUCCGACUCCCGUCACAACACAUCUGGCUGCCUGACAUUGUCCUUUACAACAAUGCUGAUGGCACCUAUGAAGUCUCCUUUUACUCCAAUGCUGUGGUCUCCAAUAAUGGCGAAGUGGCCUGGCUCCCACCAGCGAUCUACAAGUCGGCCUGUAAAAUCGAAGUCCGUGAUUUCCCCUUUGACCAGCAGAACUGCACUCUCAAAUUUCGUUCUUGGACCUAUGACCACACAGAGAUUGAUCUCAUCCUCCUCAGUGAUUAUGCCUCACGUGAUGACUUCAAACCCAGUGGUGAGUGGGAUAUUGUUUCACUGCCUGGACGCAAGAAUGAAGACCCUAAUGAUAUCAGAUACCUGGAUAUUACCUAUGACUUUAUUAUCAAGAGAAAACCGCUCUUCUACACCAUCAACCUGAUCAUUCCCUGCAUCCUGAUCACAUCACUGGCUAUUCUUGUGUUUUACCUCCCAUCAGACUGUGGUGAGAAGAUGACUCUUUGUAUUUCAGUCCUCCUGGCCCUGACUGUGUUUUUACUCCUUAUCUCAAAGAUUGUGCCACCUACGUCUCUAGCAGUGCCUCUGAUUGGGAAGUACCUAAUGUUUACAAUGGUGCUGGUCACCUUCUCUAUUGUCACCAGCGUUUGUGUGCUCAAUGUGCACCAUCGGUCACCCAGUACGCACACCAUGCCUCCUUGGGUCAAGCGUGUCUUUCUGUAUCGGCUUCCCUCUUUCCUCUUCAUGCGGAGACCCGGUAGCUCUAACAUCCGUGAACGAUUCCGGAAAAAGCACCAGAAGCAAAAGUACUCUGACCAGAAGCGGUGUGGAGCAGAGGGUGGAAGUGGAAGUUCCACUGCAAUGGCUGAUUCCUCCUCAUCCUUCUUUGUUAAUGAGGAGUCGGCCAAACACUAUGGCUGGAGGGUCAGUGACUUGUCAGAGAACACAGAGUUCAGGAAGAGGAUGACCUUGAAGAGCAACAUUGAUGUGGAAGAUGCAGUUGAUGGAGUACGCUAUAUUGCUGAGAAGAUGAAGAGUGAGGAUGAUGACGAAGGGAUCAUUGAAGACUGGAAAUAUGUGGCGAUGGUGAUUGACCGUCUUUUCCUGUGGAUCUUUGUGUUUGUGUGUGUAGUUGGGACAAUGGGCCUCUUCAUGCAGCCUCUUUUUCAGAGUUAUAACACCCCCAUUAUUGAGGACAUAGAGCAUAAUUCUGAAACUUGAACCUUCAUUGUGACCUGACCCAGAAGUGGCUUUUUAU